GACGUCCCCGCAAAACAAUCGCGGACUUUCGAAGGCCCAAAUUCUGCAAUAAAUCGGGCACCGCGUUGAAACACGGGAUGCCCGCUGCGUGCAGACGGCAUUGCAGCGGCGGCCAUCUUGGAGCCAACUAGACAAUAGGGGAAGGGGGGGAGAACUCACGGCGGCGAGGGGAGCGGAGGGCAACGUAAUGACAUCGAUAGCUUUUUUCCAGCGUUUCCUAACCUUGUGACGUUUUUCGAGCUCCGGUGUGCUGUGUUGAUAGUGGUUCCUCGAUGCGCGCCGCUUGGGAUAUGUGCCGCGAGGAACCCAGGAUGUGAACCGAACGCCGUGCACGGCAGCGGCGACGACCGAACAGGCCCCUGUGCAAACAGCCGCUGGGCCAGCGGGGCUUGGCGCGGCUGGGACUAGGCUUAGCUGCGAUCUGGGCCAGCGCUGCCCCUACCGUGACUGAUGAUCGUCAGGUGAACCCGGGCCCCGCGAAAGCAUGGAGAGGCUGCACAAGGAGCCCGGCGGGUACACCAAGGACUCGUCCUCCUUCACGCUGGAGCUGCAGAAGUUCCACGAGUCGCGCGGGAGUCCAUUCAAGCACGCGCCACGGAUAAACGGCCGAGAAGUGGACUUGUUCGCGCUCUACAACGCCGUGACGGGGCUCGGCGGUUGGCAGAAGGUGAACGAUCUGCUCAAGUGGGAUUACAUCUUGGACAAGCUCAACUUUCCCAGAGCUUGUGUCAACGCGUCGCUGGCCCUCAGACAAGUCUACGUUCGGUACCUGAGCCUCUUUGAGAAGGUGCACUUCCUGGGCGAAGAUGCGGACGAGGAAGGGGAGCCGAGCUCGGACGCUCGCAACCGCAAGUCCAACGCCUCGGUGCUGGUCCAGGUGCCCAUGUUCUACAACCGUGCACAGCAUGAUAUCCCCGAGAGCCAGCGGCUGGCCCUGGGCCUUGCGGCCAGCCUGGGCCCCCCGUCGGAGUACAACAAGCUGUGCCUGUCCCUGCUAAGCGGCCUGCCCAAUGAGGAGGCCCUCAGCCUGAAUGUGUGCACCCUCCUGUCCAACGAGGGCAGGCACGCCCUGCGCCUGGACCGCGUGCCCCGCCUCCUCGACCUCCUCCUCGCACAGGCGGGGCUCUUCUCCAAUGACGACCCUACGCUGCGGCCCACGCUGCUCGAGUGCUGGCAGGGUGUGGAAGGCAGGCGCAUGGAGCGGUUCUGGGAAGACAAUUUAGAUGCCGACACCGUAGCCCUGUUCAAUAUCGGCAGAGGUAACAAAGACGACGACGACGAGCUUUUUAACUUAAAUUAUGAGGUUGGAACAAGAAGUAUAGAGGGCCAAAGAGUGUUAAGGAUUGCGUUGAUCUUCCACAACCUUUCGUUUGAGGAGCGCAACGUUUCGGUGCUAGCAAGGAACAGGACUUUCAUCAGGUUUGUGAUGCUGUGUGCCCUGAGCAGGUGGUCGUCGCUACGGCAAGUUGCCCUGGACACAAUAGGAAACUUGGCAUCCAAGCUGGUGCUGUACCCCGGCAGCGAGGAGGAAGAGGAGGAGGAGGGGGUCAGGGGGGAGGAGGAGGAGGAGGAGGCCGGGGAGCGUCAGCGCUGGUCGUGCGCCCUCCUGCGCCUGGCCCGGGAAGGGGUGCAGUCGCAGGACCGCUACCUGGUGGUGCGCUGCCUGGACAUCCUGGCCCGGCUGUGCCGCCAGGAGCGCAACGCUCGGGCCCUGCUGCCCCAGCUGGACGCGCCCCUGUGCCGGCGCAUCUUCGAGCUGCUCACGGUCCACGACCUCAUGCUGCUCAUCUACGCCCUCGAGGCCCUGUACAUGCUCAGCGAGAUGGGCCGAGAUGCCUGCGAGAGGCUGCUGCUGGUGCACAAAUCCAUCGGCAUCCUGGUGUCCCUACUGACCCUGGACCCCCUGGCGUACGGGCCCCUGGCCCAGAAGGGGAUGAAACUCAUCGAGACGGUGGACCCCCUCUUGCCCCCCGCCAUGCCGGUCACGGGGCCCUCCUCCUCGGCGCCUCCCCCCCACCCCCGGGUGGCGGCGGCCAUGCUGCCCCACCCUCCCCCGGAGGCCGCCCCCUCCCCGUCCCCUGUGCUGACCCUGGGGGCGGCCCCCUCCCCCGACCCGCUGGACACUGAGGCCUUUGCGGGCACGUGGGUGCGCGCAAUGUACGAGCCGGCGCCUCCGGGCUGCUCGGUGGCGCGCAACGACAUUUACGCAGAGUAUGUCACCUUCUGCAGCAAGGCGGGCCGCAAGAGCGUCAUCAGCGCCUCCGUCUUCGCCAACUGCGUCAAGGCCGUGUACAGCCAGACGGGCAUCCGACGGGUGGACAAUGCCAACGGCAUGAUGAGCUUCCACCACGAUGGGCUGCGCAAGCGGCUCAACCCGCUGCCCGUGCCCAUCCAGGUCACCAGCUGCCUCAGCAUCACCACUCAAGCUGCAGGAGCAUCGCUGCGUUCCCCCGUGGCCGGUGGGGGUGUGGUGUCGAGCCACAGCCCGAUCCUGAAGGCGCAGCUGUCUGCGCCUCUAAGGUCGCUCACCCCCCCCACGGGGACGGCGCAGGGGUCCUCCCCGCCCCCCUCCCCUGCCGUGGCCACCCCCGUGGCACCUGCCAGCCCGGCCACCCCCGCCACCGCCACGACGUCUAGCCCCGGCGGAUCGAGCAACCUCAUCAAGAGCCUGUUGGCCAACAAGGUGUCCCGCAAUCUUCAGCGACAACAACAGCAGCAGCAACAGCAGCAGCAGCAACAAGCGGCUGCAGACGUGGACAUGACACCGGCGACUGCAGGGACACCCGUCUUGGCCAACAGUGCCGUGCCGCAGGCCCGCCAGGUCGAAGUCGUCCGCAGGGAGCCCAAUCCGGCGGCCGUCGCGCCGGUCGUGACCUCAGUCCACGCGCCGGGGCCGGCUUCGGCCGCGGCUUCGGCUCCGGCGCUCUUUGCGGCCACCCCAACCGCCGUGUCCAACCCCGCCCCGAUCCAGACCCACCAGGCCUUCGGCGCUCCGCUGGUCGUCUCGGUCCCCACCGUGGCCUCGGUUGUGGCGCCGGUUUCCGUGCCGACGUCGACUCCGGCUUCAGCCGCGGCUCCGCAGGUCUCGGAAUCUGUCGCGGCCGCUUCCCUCCCGCCGUCUUUCUCGUCGGCUUUGCCGCCGACGGCAGCGCCGACCUCCACCCUCCCCAUGACGCUGCUGGCGACGACCUCGACGCCGGCCCUCGUCUCGAGCUUGACUUCGGCCCCGGCUUCGGCUCCGACGCUGGUGCAGCAGGUGCAGGCUCAGAACCAGGUGCUGGUUUCGAGCCUGGCAUCGGGCCUGUGCCAGUCCCCGAGUGUGGUGUCGACGAUGGUGUCGACGAUGACCUCGAGCCUGGCCUCGAGCGUGGCUUCGGCCAUGGCUUCGGGCACCACGCUGCCGACGGGCGCCACGAUCGUGAUGGUGCCCAACACGGCGACGGGCAUCACGACGGGGAUGCUGGUGGUGCGGCCGCAGCAGGGCAAGAUGAUGCCCAUGGCCGGGGGCGCCAUUAGCGCCGCCCUCCUGGCCAGGGGACAGGCGCUGGCUGCCGGUGGCACCAGGGGUCCCGUGCUGGUGUGUGCCCGUCCCAACGGCUUCCAGCGGGACAUCGCGCUGGAGGUGACACUUCCGGAGAGCAAGCCGGCCACCGAGCCGCCGCCGCCCUCGGAUCGCAUCGCGCACAAUCAUGUGGGCGAGAACGGAAGCCUUGCGGGUGGUGACGCCAAUGACCCUGCAGCGGUCAAGCACCCGGUGGAGGAACCCGUUGUGGCCGCAGACCCUCAGAAGCCGCCCGAAGUGGUCUACAAGAGCUCACCCCUCCUCAACGGGCUCCUCGACAAGGGCAAGGUGCCGCUGUCGAAAGACCCGUCCCUGCAGAACGGAGGAGUCGACGAAGAGAUGCUGCAGUGCGUGGACGCGCCGACCGUUCCCGUGAGCUCGGCGCCGCCCUCAUCGGGAGUGAGUGUGGUGGUGACCAACGGCACGUGCGCGGUGGCUGCGAAGGUGGUGACGUCGUCCGACCUGUCGCCGAUUUCGGACAUCGUGGGGUCGGUGGAGAGCGCGUCGAAGGCGAUCUCUCGGUCGAACGUAGAGGCGGUGGCGGGCAUCGUGGGGACGGACGGUGCGAAUCUCAGUGGUGCGACGAAGCGGCCCGCCUCCGCUGCGGAAGAAGGGGACAGCGGUUGCGCAAAGCGGCUGCGGCUCGACGACGGCCAGCAGGUGACAUUCCAGGCAGCGGGUGAACAGCGGCAGUUGGCAGCGGGUGCCGGCUCGGUGCUUCAGACGACGGUGGUGCGGCAGGUGGCGCCAGUCGCGCAGCAGACGACAACAACGCCGACGGUUCAGGUGGUUCAAGCGGCGACGAGCGGCGCGCAGUCGCUACCGCAGCCGAACUUGGUAAAGCUCUUGAGCACGACGGACUCUCCAACCGGCGCGAGGGUGACCGUGUCGACACCGUCGGCGUCGCCGGCACCGACCAUCGUGACUGUGGUGCCGAGUGCGGCAACGACUGGGUCGUCGGACGCAACCGAGGCAAAAGUUGCGCCGACGACAACGGCAGCAUCCAGGCCUUCCGUGGAGGCGGAGAAGAAGGCGGCGGCGCUUCAUCACCACCACCAUCACCAUCAUCACCACCACAAGCCCGCCAAGCUGGUGUACAACUGCGAGUGGAAAGGCUGCGAGCGGACGUUCUCCACGCCGAGUGCGGUGUUCUACCACGCCUGCAAGGUGCACAUCCCUGAAGGAGAAGGGGACCUGAACUGCCAGUGGGAGGCGUGCGACGACAUGAAGCGCCGCCGCCUCUCCCUCUUCACCCACCUGCAGGACCGGCACUGCAACGAGCAGGUGCUGCAGAUCCAGGCGGUGCGUCGGCAGCAGAUCUCCCAGUUCGGCAAGGCGUCGCUGCCUCCCCCGGCUCAGCCGCCCCCACACCCGGGCUACGCCCCGGAUGCGGCCUUCCUGGCCAUCCGCAGGCACGCCCUCGCCUACUACAGCCACAGGGACGCCUCGGACGAGAAAGAGUCGGCAUUGGCCAAGAGCAUUCGCCUCACCUCUGCCCUCAUCAUCCGGAAUCUCGCCACUCACUCCUCCCUGGCACGACGCUACCUGCGGCGGUACGAACAGCAGCUCUCGACGGUGGCCAUGUCGCCGCUGGAGUCAUCGCGGACUAUCGCCCAGUGCUUGCGCGAGAUGUCGCGGGUGCCCAGCCCAGACUGAGCGAGGUGCGCCGCCACCCGUGUCUCCCGCCCUGUACAGAGACCGCGGUCGAAGCCGCAGCCAGUGAACUGCUGGAGCAGCCGUCGGAAGCCAGCCAGCAAAGUGCACCCCGCGCGGACCACGCGUCACCGCCGGCGGCAGCCGUCGGAAUCUUCCCCUUCGUGCCUCGUCGUCGUCGCCGGACUCGUGGAGAAACAAAACAAAAAAAACGGAAAACCCCCUCGUCACCCACGCGAACGAUGGCAGCAUAUCAAACUGCACGCACCGCCGUUGUUUUUUUUUGUUUUUUUUUCUUCCAUCCACAUUGUUGUCGGUCGGUUUUUAAAAUUCGAGGAGCGUCGACGCGAAUGUCGCCAGCGCAGCGGCCCUCGGGAAGGGUCGUGCGAGGACGCCCCCGUGUUUGUGUAUGUGCUGCGCGUCUGCGCGUGCAAACUGUCCGAGAGACUUGGAAUGCCACCGCCGCCCCCUCCCCCCCACCCACCCCAUUUUUUCCGUUUUUGUUUCCUCGUCUUUUUAUUUAAGUAUUUAUCUCGUUAACUUCAUUUUCAGCAUAGUUUCCGUGGAGCCCCCCCACCUCCCUCCCUCCCUCCCUCCUUCCUCAUCUCUGUGCAUUUCUUUCCUCGUCACACUCGUCUUUUUUUUUUUUUUGGAGGGAGUUUAAACGUGUUCGUUCGAUCCGUGCCGCCGCAACAACAGCGAAACGCCGAACACAGCAGCGACGCAUGGCAGGAUGUCACCUCGUCCUUAUAAAUAUUGUAGCAUAGCGAAUGAAGAAGAAAAAAAAAAAAGCUCCGCGGGCGCGGUCUUGCGGGCAGUGGUCAAAGCGAACCUACGCAGCUUUGUAAAGUACCUAGAGUCUAUGAAUGCACCGCUCUCACCACGAUCCCGUUCACCGGCGCCCUCUGCCCUCCCCCCCCCCUCGUGGUGGAGAGGGGAACUCCAAGCCCUCCUUGGUUCCUUUUUUAGUGAUUUUUUUUUUGUAAUCUUGCUUCUGUGAGAGGAACAAAGAGAUUCCCGAUGCACGAAUCCACGCUAUAUUGCAGUUAAGGAUAUUAUUGUAUUAUUAUUGCCACACACAUAUAUUUCUGUAUAUAUACAUACAUGGUGAUGACAAAUUUAUACACAAAAAGGAAGAAAAUUGGUUAAUAAAAAUGUUUUUGGCCAUCUC
This is a messenger RNA of Ixodes scapularis (black-legged tick), 6386 nucleotides long. RefSeq names its product AT-rich interactive domain-containing protein 2. Gene Ontology annotation, cellular component: SWI/SNF superfamily-type complex. Lineage: Eukaryota; Metazoa; Arthropoda; Arachnida; Ixodida; Ixodidae. Gene Ontology annotation, biological process: regulation of DNA-templated transcription. The record is from RefSeq and is a predicted model, not a curated record. Gene Ontology annotation, molecular function: DNA binding.